UCCAUUUUAUAUUCUGUUAUCUUUCUUUUUUAUCAAGCAUGGAGAAAAUCAUGAUGAUGGCCUCUGGAUUUGCCAUGAAGGAUGUGUCUUCUUCGAUCCCCCAUGUAGAGCUUUUGGGUGUGCUUGUCACCAUCAUCUCCGUCUCCAUUGCUCUUGCCUACCAUUACAGCAAAACAAAACCCAAAAGGUGCAUAGACCCUGAGAAAUUCCAGGAGUUCAAGCUGGUUAGGAAAACAGCAGUGAGCCACAAUGUUGCCAGAUUCCGGUUUGCUCUUCCUACCUCAAAAUCCGUCCUGGGUCUUCCUGUUGGGAAUCACAUCGUUUGCAGGGGAAAGGAUGCUGAAGGUCAAGAAGUUACUAAGCCAUACACCCCAAUCACUCUGGAUUCAGAUUUCGGCCACUUUGAACUUGUAGUGAAAAUGUACCCACAUGGAAGGAUGUCUCACCAUUUCAGGGAAAUGCACGAAGGCGACUCUCUGGCAGUGAAGGGACCUACGGGUCGUUUCGUCUACAAACCGAGCCAAGUUAGAGCUUUUGGGAUGAUUGCUGGAGGAUCUGGCAUUACCCCUAUGUUCCAGGUGACUCGGGCCAUAUUAGAGAACCCGAAAGACAAAACAAAUCUAUCCUUGAUCUAUGCCAACACAACAUUUCAGGACAUCCUGCUGAAGGAAGAAAUGGAUGAUUUUGCUAGGAAAUUCCCCAGCCGUUUCAAUGUGUACUAUGUGCUGAGCCAGCCACCGGCUGAGGGAUGGAACGGUGGUGUUGGUCGAAUAACCAAGGAUAUGAUAAGAAGCUAUUGCCCAGGUCCAGCUUCUGACAUUCAGGUCCUAAGGUGUGGACCAUCAGGCAUGAACAAGGCAAUGGCUGCUCAUCUGAAUGAGCUUGGAUACACAGCAGAUAUGCAGUUUAAAUUCUAGAACUGAUUUCUUAUUUUCUCAGUAAUAUGUAUACAAAUCAUUUGAUUCUAUUCAGCCUACAGAAUAACAAAUUUGAAUAUCUUAAACCAAUUCAGUGAGUGUCAAAUACUAUCAUUCUGCAUAAUAAAAGGUUGCCUGAGCUCUGGAGAGUGGAAGUCUCUGUUUCCUUGUUAAUAGGGAUAAGUCAUCGGUUGUGUGCACAUAAGUUUCUCAUAGGAUAUUCCGGUCACUGAUCUGGCAUGGCAUUCUGGAGAUGACUACCAUAUCCUAAUAAUUUAGAUGGCUACAAUAAUUACAACUAGACAGAAGACAAACUCGUACCGGUUUAGUUCGAGGAGCCAGAACACUAGGUUCAUUUGUCAAGUUUGAUUCUACCUCUUCAGUUAUGAAGUUUCAUUUCUCCAAAAAUGCUAGAAUAUCUGCUGCAAUGUGGAAGUGUCUCCUGAUGCAUGGACUCUAUGGGAACCAAUCUAUGUAAAGCUGGUUAACCCCUGGUGACUCUAGCCUUUGUUGGAAGAGGCCUUGGUUCGAAUGUCAUGGGACAACUCUUCACGUACAAGUCCUAUCUCCCAAAUGGAUGGCCAUUCCGAUCCCGGAUGAGCAAUGUUGUCAGUUGACAACAUGCCACAUCUAUCUAAAUCAACAAGAUUCAACCAUGUUACGCAGAAGAGAAAAUUGAAACAGUAACAAAUGCAUAAGCAACAA
Linum trigynum is the source of this 1622-nucleotide messenger RNA. Lineage: Eukaryota; Viridiplantae; Streptophyta; Magnoliopsida; Malpighiales; Linaceae. The record is from the annotation of a GenBank genome assembly.